AUGACGGAGAAGAAUGAAGACCCCGAGUCUUCACACGACCGACAGUCUUCGCUCAUUGAACCCCCGCCCGACGGAGGAGCGAAAGCAUGGACGCAAGCUGCGAUGGGCCAUCUAGUGGCGUUUAACACCUGGGGGUACAUUGCCAGCUUCGGCGUGUUCCAGGCCUACUACCAAUCGACGCUUGGCGUUUCACCAUCAGCGAUUUCAUGGGUUGGAUCCGUUCAGAUUUUCCUAAUUUUCUUUGUCGGGACAUUCUCUGGCCGAGCCCUGGAUGCUGGCUUCUUCCGCCCGGUCUUUUAUGCGGGAAUCCUUCUGCAGCUUCUCGGGGUGUUCAUGACUUCGCUCUCAACGCGAUAUUGGCAGCUCUUCCUCGCUCAGGGAGUCUGCACAGGCCUUGGAAGUGGUCUGCAGUUCUGCCCUGUGAUGGGACUAGUUGCUACUUAUUUCUCUGGACGGAGAGUGUUUGCCCUGGCGUUUUGUCUGGUUGGGAGUGGGACUGGGGGCAUGCUUCUUCCCGGCUUGGUGAAGGCUCUCAUGCCGACGAUCGGAUUUGGUUGGACGGUUAGGGUGUUGGGAUUUGUUAUGCUCGCUACGAGUAUCCCUGCCAUGCUUCUGUUGCAGACUCGACUACCCCCGCGUAGAGCUGGUCCCCUCAUUGAAUGGGCGGCGUUCAGGGAACCGACCUACGUGCUUUUCUGUUUGGGCAUGUUUCUGAACUUCUGGGGUUUAUAUUUCGCCUUCUAUUACAUUGGUGCAUUUGGCCGCAGCGUUCUCGGUCUGAGUUACUCGGAGUCGACCAAUUUGAUCAUUGUAACCAAUGGGGCAGGAAUCGUCGGUCGUCUCAUCCCUGCUUAUUUGGCCGAUUUCAAGUUUGGACCCCUCAAUACCAUCAUUCCAUUGACCCUAGGUGCUAGUUUGAUGAUGUUUUGCUGGGCUGCUGUUCAUUCGACGGCAGGCCUGUACGUUUUUGCUGUGCUCUAUGGCAUAUUUUCCAAUGGUGUGCAGGGCCUCUGGCCAUCAACACUCUCUAGUCUUACGCCCGACCUAAGCAAAACCGGAGUCCGCAUCGGCAUGGGCUUUACGGUGGUGAGCUUUGCCUGUCUGACUGGUCCACCCCUUGGUGGAGCUCUCAUUGCUAGGGCCGACGGCUACAUUGGAGCGCAGGUCUGGGGCGGUUUGACCUUCUUUCUGGGCGCGUUGGUGCUGGUAGCUGCUCGCCUAAUGAAAACCGGAUCAACAAUGAGGGCUAAGAUCUGA
Messenger RNA from Penicillium concentricum, 1257 nucleotides. RefSeq names its product Major facilitator superfamily domain general substrate transporter. NCBI's taxonomy places the organism in Eukaryota, Fungi, Ascomycota, Eurotiomycetes, Eurotiales, Aspergillaceae. Bases 1 to 1257 code for a protein of 418 amino acids. Gene Ontology annotation, molecular function: transmembrane transporter activity. Gene Ontology annotation, cellular component: fungal-type vacuole membrane. The transcript has a single exon. The record is from RefSeq and is a predicted model, not a curated record. Gene Ontology annotation, biological process: transmembrane transport.